UUCUGCAAAAAACAGCGAGUGACUCAUAGCCUUGCAGCUCACCAUCACACAGAAUUUCAAAUAAAGGAGAGGAGCAGCCAAUGUGCAGCUCGUCUCUAAGCAGAGCCCGUAGCACUGGAUGGCUGCCUGCAGUAGGAACAGAAAGCUGCUGCACUGAAGAGGAGGAGGUGUCUUAGCACAGCCGCCCUACCUGAGCCACUAGCAGGGAAAUGGACACAUGUUGAGUGAUCUUCAGCAGGAGGAAGGAGGGCAAGAAAAGGGCAGUUGCAGCAGUGUGCAUUCUGUGGACCCCUGGCUGGAGGCAAGCAGCUCUCCUUCUCAGCAGCUGCAAGGUUAUGCCACGUCUCAGACUUAUUGGAUGCCUGUUAAUGAAAGAGAAAGGUUGAUACUUGCCCAAACAUUGUAUGACGGCCCAUAGAUCAUAAACUAAAAUGGCAGCUGGGAAUACUGCUCCUUUGGGAGGCAUCUUCACCAAUGUACAGCAGGAUGGUGGGGAUGAUGAGGCAGCCUUUCCUGGCACAGAGGACGACGAGGAUUUGGACAAGACCUUGGCUGUUGAACGGUUUGGAGACCUGAUCAGCAAGUCUGCAUUACGAGACCAGGAAAAGCAAGGCCGCAGCUACUGUGAGACCGACUUUGAAUUCCAUCGCCAAACAUCCCACCACAUCCAUCACCCCCUGUCCACCCACCUCCCUCCACCCCCCAAGACCCAGAAGAGGCGUCUGCACUCUAAUAGGAAAAAGAAAAAAAAGAGAAAGGCAAGGAAGAUGUCUAUGCCUCCCUCCAAAGUCACUCCAACCAUCCAGGAAGAGGAAGAAGAGGAGGAGGAAGAAGAAGAAGCAGAAUCUGAAGGGGAAGAGGUUCUAGAGAAGGAAAUCUCAGCAGAUUCUGACACUGAAUCUUCUCCCAAGGAGAGGUCUUUUGGCACAUUAACAGCAGGACUGACUGAAAGAAGUGUUGAGUUUACCAUUGGGACUGAGGAGGCUGAGGAAGAGGAGGAGGAAGCUCAUGGCACCCAAUGCACUUUGUCAUUUCAUGUGGCAGAGGAAUACAGUAAUCUCUCCCCAGUCCCAUGUUUCUCCAGCCUGCUGCCAGAGAAAGGGCCUACCUCUUCCAGUAGCUUUCCUGAAUACAGAGAUAAUGUAUCUCGGGGAUGGGAUAAACGCAGACCAUGGAGUCAGGUGCCAAGUGGGCAGCGGUCAAACUAUGACCUGAAGGAGAGAGUGUGCAUUGGCAGCAUGACUGCUGUAGAGAAUGCCACAUACCAACGAAUCCCCACUGAUGAAGCUGAAGCUCAGAUGCUGGCUUCUGCUGACCUUGAUGAUAUGAAAAGCCAUCGUUUUGAAGAUAAUCCAGGAGUAAGGAGACAUCUGGUUAAGAAACCAUCCCGGAGCCAAACUAACAGAUCCAGCAAAACAUCUUUGUCCUCGCAGUCUUUCAAGAAAAAGAAGAAAAAGAAGAAGCUUGACCGAAAACCCCAUGAGGUGUUUGUGGAGCUGAAUGAAUUAAUAGUGGACAAGAACCAGGACAUGCACUGGAAGGAGACAGCACGCUGGAUCAAAUUUGAGGAGGAUGUGGAAGAGGAUACAGCACGCUGGGGGAAGCCUCAUGUUGCCUCACUCUCUUUUCGCAGUCUUUUGGAGCUCAGGAAGACUAUUGCCCAUGGAGCUGUUUUGUUGGACCUGGAACAAACAACAUUACCAGGCAUUGCUCAUCUGGUGGUAGAAACUAUGAUAAUCUCAGAUCAGAUCAAGGCUGAAGACAGAGCCAAUGUCCUGAGGGCCCUACUGCUCAAGCAUAGCCACCCCAAUGAUGAGAAGGAGGCAUUCUUCCCCCGGAACCAUUCCAACUCCAGCAUGAAUUCUAUAGUGGGAAACCAUCAUCUCAAUCACAAUCACACAGUUGACACUUGCAUGCCAUUGAUGGGAGAAGAGCGGAUUGAGAUGACAGAACCGCGAAUCCAUGACCCUGAGUACAGAGAGAAAAACAUGCACCUUCACAGCUCUGAGGGACAUCGUGGCAAAUACCUCAAGUUGAUGGAGAAGAUUCCUGAUGAUGCUGAGGCCACCGUGGUGCUUGUUGGUUGUGUUGAAUUCCUCGAACAACCAUCAAUGGCUUUUGUCCGUUUAAAUGAAGCUGUGUUCCUGGAAUCAGUCCUGGAAGUUCCAAUUCCUGUUCGCUUCAUCUUUGUCUUGCUAGGGCCAAGUCAGUCCAAUGUGGAUUACCAUGAGAUUGGACGUUCAAUCUCUACUCUUAUGUCAGACAAGCAUUUCCAUGAAGCUGCUUACAUGGCAGAUGACCGCCAAGAUCUGCUUAAUGCCAUCAAUGAGUUCCUAGACUGUAGCAUUGUCAUUCCUCCAUCAGAAGUAGAAGGGAAAGAUUUGCUCAAAUCAAUUGCCACCUUCCAGAAAGUGCUGCUGAGGAAGAGAAGAGAGCGGGAUCAGAAGAAGUCCAUCAAAGAAACAAACUUUCAGGAAUCCAAAGAGCUAUGUGAGGUGAAAGCUGAAGAAGAAGAAGAGGGCGAGGAGGAGGAGGAUGACCCUCUGAAGCGCACCGGCAUUUUCUUUGGUGGUUUGGUGCGGGACAUAAAGCGCAGGUACCCCAAGUAUCUGAGUGACCUCAGAGAUGCCCUGCACAGCCAGUGCCUCGCAGCCGUGCUAUUCAUCUACUUCGCUGCUCUCUCUCCUGCCAUCACCUUUGGGGGACUGCUAGGUGAGAAGACAGAUGGUCUCAUGGGUGUUUCGGAAUUGAUUAUCUCCACAUCAGUGCUGGGCAUGCUCUUUUCACUUCUGAGUGCGCAGCCACUCCUUAUCAUUGGUUUCUCAGGGCCCCUGCUGGUCUUUGAAGAAGCUUUUUACAAGUUUUGCCAGAGCCAGGACAUCGAAUAUUUGACAGGUCGGGUGUGGAUUGGCUUCUGGCUCAUUGUCUUUAUUGUCAUCAUUGUAGCUGCUGAAGGCAGCUUCUUAGUGCGCUACAUUACGCCCUUCACCCAGGAGAUCUUUGCCUUCCUCAUCUCCCUCAUCUUCAUCUAUGAAACAUUCUACAAGCUGUACAAGAUAUUUGCAGAACAUCCUUUGCUGCGAUUCUAUCCACCGUAUCUUCAAAGAAAUCUGAAUUCUAGCGUAUUACCUACUGAUUCUAUGGCUCUGGAUAUCCGAAUGCAGCCCAACACGGCCCUUCUGUCCCUCAUCCUCAUGUUGGGGACCUUUUUCAUUGCCUUCUUUAUGCGCAAGUUUAAGAACAGCCGUUUUUUGGGAGGAAAGGCCCGGCGAAUCAUUGGAGAUUUUGGAAUCCCUAUCUCCAUACUUGUCAUGGUUCUGGUAGACUAUAGUAUUACCGAUACAUAUACACAGAAGCUGAAUGUGCCCUCAGUGCUGUCAGUUACAGCCCCAGAUAAACGGGGUUGGUUCAUCCAUCCCUUAGGGAGCCAGCAGGCCUUCCCCCUCUGGAUGAUGUUUGCUUCUGCCAUUCCUGCACUGCUGGUCUUCAUCCUUAUCUUUAUGGAAACCCAGAUCACCACUCUGAUUGUCAGCAAGAAAGAACGGAAGCUGAUAAAGGGGUCAGGCUUCCAUCUUGAUUUGCUGCUUAUUGGGACAAUGGGAGGACUUUGUGCCCUUUUGGGGUUGCCUUGGCUCACGGCUGCCACUGUCCGCUCCAUCACUCAUGUCAAUGCCCUCACUGUAAUGAGCAAGGCCAUAGCACCGGGUGAGAAGCCAAAGAUCAAGGAAGUGAAAGAACAGCGUGUGACAGGAGUGCUCAUCGCUGGCCUUGUUGGUCUGUCCAUUGCCAUGGGAAAUAUACUGCGUCAGAUUCCAUUGGCUGUGCUGUUCGGGGUUUUUCUGUAUAUGGGUGUGACGUCAUUGACUGGCAUUCAGUUAUAUGAACGGCUCCUCCUUAUCUUCAUGCCAUCCAAGCAUCACCCUGAUCACGUUUAUGUUAUCAAGGUGAAGACUUGGCGAAUGAAUCUCUUCACAUGCAUCCAACUAGCCUGCAUUGUACUGCUAUGGGUGGUAAAAUCCACAGUGGCAUCACUGGCUUUCCCAUUUGUCCUGAUCAUGACAGUUCCUCUGCGGCGAUUCCUGUUGCCACGUUUCUUCCAGGAAAGAGAACUCAAAGCGCUAGACUCAGAAGAUGCAGAGCCAAACUUUGAUGAAGAUGGGCGAGAUGAGUACAAUGAACUUCACAUGCCAGUAUGAGCAAGCUGGUAUGUGUCUACUGGCCUUGGUUCUUUCCUGGCUUUGUGGGAUAAGCUGUUUUCCUCAUGCUCUUCCUGAAUAACCACCAAUAAGCAAUGGCUUUUGAACUGAUCGUAGGUCUAGUCCAACCGGCAGCUGAGUCACAACCCUCCCAGAGGCUCCAGACCACAAGAGAACUUGGGCAAGGCAGAGCAGGAGGAGUUGCUGCCUUCUUCUGGACAGACACAGAAUAUAAUUCCAGCCACUGUCACCCAUGCUCCUUCUGAACAGACCUUAUUGUAUUAGUGGUGUGCCAUAUAUUGACCUGAGUAGACACCUUAGCCAGUUGUUAUUAGCCUCCUGUCUGGAGAAGUCAAGCAGAUUACACUGCUUUGCAGUGCAGAAAACAGCAGCAGGUUAACAAAGGAAGAGGCAACUGAAUCUUCCAGAAUGUUAAGCCCAAUGCUAUUCUUUCAGAACUAAGAGUUUUCUGGGGUGGUGGCAGGAAGUGGAGGAAUAGCUGGUGUUUCCUUAUUGAACUUUAGCCAUUUAGUCUCAUAACUGUUCAAGAGAGUGCACUACACCUGCUCUUCUGCAUGAUAUCCUUGCCUGGGAUUUCGUGUUCAUGGGAAACUCUGAUCCUUUCCUUUUGAGGAAUGGCAGUAAGGAUUGUUGAAGACCACAAAUUGCAGUGUGUACCAGCAAGGUUUUCAGUACCCUGAUCUGCUCAGCGAGUGGAAUGUGGUAUUUGUGCAAUAUUCAUGGGCACAUGCAUCUGUUUGGGCACAGUACUCUGCCAUUUCUUUGGUUGUCCAAAGAAGUGCAAGUAAAAUUUGAUGGUACAGCCUGGAUACCAGGAACAAACUGACUAAUGAUGGAGUAAAAAUUGUAUGAUCCAUAUAGUUCUAACAGUGAAAUAAUCCAAAAAAGAUUUUAUACUAUUCUCAAGCUGUUUUUCUCCCCUUUUUGGCAAAGGGAGUCAGACAUGCAACCAAACAACUAGGGAUCUCAGGAGCUAAGGCUAGAACCUAAUCUGAUUAAUUAUCUGAUCCACCAAGCCUGCUUGUUGUACUCAGUCACCUCCUUUCCACUUAGUAUUCUUCCAUGCUUUACCCUCCUUGCUCUUCUUGUGUUGUUCAUUGGUCCCUCCAUGGUCAUUGCAUUACUCAUUUUAAUAUUUCUUUAAGCAGCCCUAGCUGGUCUAACAGAGUCACAUCUCCAGAAAAGCUACUGAUACCUUGGCCUUCACAAUUAGUGAACUAAGAUGUCUCUAGGGGAGAGCUAAAAUAUUCUGCAUUUGUAGUUUUGAAGCACUGUAUUGUAUGAGCUCUCUAUAGGGAUAAAGGAUUAUCUUCAUUUGCUUCUUGAUAUGGCAAAGCAAUAGUUCCUACCUCCUGGAUUUUAUCUGACCCUAAAACCUUCUGCCUUUUUCUCAAGCCCAUAUCAUCCUUAUAUCUCCCACUGACAACUGCCUAGUUCUCUUUUUCUUUAGUCCUGCUACUUUCUUCUACAACUGCCAUAUAAAGAUCAGAUUUUGUAGGGCUAAACUGCAUGAAAGAUGCAUUGGCUUUGUAGACUAAAUUUGAACUUUCAGAAUCUGAAAAGCCUGCUCCUUUUUCAGUUGCAUCCGUUCAGUCAUGGACAUUGCAUUUGUGGCUUGAUCCAUAGGCUAAACAUAUGCACAAACACCAUGCAGCAGAAGUUCAGCGCAAGAUUCGAAUAGUGCUGUCCUACUGGGUCAUUAUGCAGGGACUCUAGUGAACUGUGAAGUCCUGUUCCAUAAAUCUGUUCUAUGAGAUUAUGUAAGUGGAAUAAAAGGUAUACUCAAAAGGGCCACCAUGACUCUUGCUUCUAGUGAGGCAGAGAACCAUAUGGAGUAAGAAUUUGGUUCAUGGCACUACUCUGGUCCAUUGCCUCUCUCUGUUAAUAAAAUGGAGGCUGUCCCUACCCACCUACCUCAGGGGUUGCCUGUUGAGGGCUGGAUUGUCAUGAAACCAUAUAUAGAUUCCUCUAUUCAUUCCCAGCUGGCUGCCAGCUUACCCCACCCACAGACAGUGACCUCCAUCGUGCCCUGUGUAGCAAACCUGAACUGUUGGGGCAGAGACCCCAAUACAACUCCUCUGAAUGUAAUAGGAAGGAUGUGGCUGCACCAAUAAACUCUUCACUGGUAUGUUGUACCUGGCUCCUUUUCUGAGCUUCUGAAAUGGAAAAUUCAGCAACAAAGCACCACUCAAGUAGAAUCAGAGAAAAAGAUUCAACUAAGGUUGUUCCUUCCCACUCUUACAUGUGGGCAUGCAUUCUGAGUUGCCUUUUCUACAGAUGGUUAUUAGCAAGGUUGUUCUUGUGUUCCUUAAGCCUCAGUCCAGUUUAUAAAUAAACGAUGUUGCCAUUUCCUGUACCAGUUCAGAUCAGAAUAAUCUACUCUGACUGUUGAUGGCUCUCAAAUGUCUCGGCCAGGCACCUGUCCUUGGCUUGCCAGCAGAAAUCUUGUAAUUGGAAACACACAGAAUUGAAUCUCUUGAUUUUAUGCAGGCAUAGCAUGUGUUCUGCUCCCCUCACCAAAGAAGCUAUGCCAGUCCUAUUUAUUUCUGUUGAUUAAACUGUACUCCAAUUUUCAUUAAAAAUGUACUCCAGUUUAGGAUCAAAGAAAAGACAAAUGCAGAACUCUAUAAAACAAAGUAACUUUAAGUAACAUUAAAAAACUUAUCAAGGCUCUGGUAUGGGUGCAAAAGUUGCCAACUAUACAUUGUGUAUGAAUGCUUAUAAUGUAAGCAAAAUUUAGAAGAUUGCUCUAGAUGAGGAACCAGAAAGAAAAAAUAUCCCCAGGACCUUGUGAAAAGAGAGAAACAGCUUGGAGAAAAGGGUGAAGUAUCCUUCUGCACUCCAUAUCACCCCCCUGGAACUGCUUUUCAGGCACCCAUCUUGAUUUUGUUAGAGAAAGCAUGUCCAUCUUAAAUAAAAACAUACUCACCUUUUAAUGAAAUACCUUGAGGCACAAGUUUUAUAGACAAGUUUAUUCAAACUGUGCCCCCCAAAGCCCUCUCCUCCUCUUUUUCUUGGCAAAUUUUACUUUUAGGAAAAGGAGCGAACAGUUGUGAAAUGGCUUCUAAAUUAUUAAGAGCAGUGUCAGCAGAAUAUCAGUUUUAAGAUUAUGAUCAUCCUUAGCAUUUGUACCAGGGGAUCCACAGCAAGCCAAGAUUUCAUCAGAAUGACAAAACACAGUCACAAUGCAUGCUCUGCCCUUACUUGUGUGCAACGUUACAAUGCAAGUACAAAAGAGGUAGAGUUUACCCUGCGAUAUCAUAACACGUUUCAUUGUUUACCCCCUCCUUGCCUCCCAGUGGAGGGAGCAUGCAUGAAUAUAGCUCUUUUCAUAAGUUCAAAACACAUUCUAUUAAACUGUUAUCCUAUGAAUUGUUACAACAAUCCUGUAAAGUUGGCCAAUAUCAUUACUUCCAUAUUAUAGCCAAGACUAAAACUGUAUGAUGGUGGCCUGCUUAUAUUAUUUACUAUACCUCAGGUGAAGUUUGAACUAAGGCAGGGCUGGGCAAUUUCUUCUGGGUUGGAAGCUGUAACUUAGUCUCAGCCUCCUUGUGGGCUGCAAAAUGCCUUUGGAGGACAAGGGGCAGGGCUUCACACAGUGUUUUGGUUGGUUUGGAAGAGUUGGUUUUCUAACUAUGGGAAUGGAAGUAUUUUGUCUUAUGGCUGUGCUCCCAACCCUACACUUAAAAUAAUCUCCAAAUCAAAUGAAAACUGCAUUGCUAGAAAUUGGCCAUUUUGCUGCUGAAUGUUGGUGCUGUCAUAGGGCUCAUCCUCAUGUUCUUUUGACCAUAGCACAAAGACAUCUCACUAAACAUGUUUAAAUUAUACGUCAUGCCCCCUCUGUCUCAUCCCCAGCAUGCUGCAGAAGAAUCCAAAGUCAUCUUCAGUUGCAGAACAUAGGAUUGUAAAUGUUAAACAGGGAAAGAAUCAAAUCCUGAGGUACUAUAUAGAGGGCUAGACCAUCAACACUGAUUGGAAUUGACACUGGAGGAAGGAUAAGAACCACUGUGCCUCCUACUCCCAACCCCCUCAGCUGGUCCAGAAAGAUACCAUGAUCAAAGGCUACUGAGAUAUCAAGGAGGGCCAUGAUGGAUGCACCGUCCCAGGCCUAUCAUAGGUCAUUUACAAGUGUAAUCAAUGCCAUUUUGGUACUGUGCCCAGGCCCGAAGCCCAACUGAAAGGGGUGCAGAUAAUCUGCUUCUUCCAGAGCCCUCUGGAAUGCCAGCUGACUGCUUUCUCAGCAAUCUUCCCCUAAAAGGGAAGGUUGGAGACGGGUUGGAAAUUAUACACCAUUGAUUCCAGCAAUGGCUUCUUGAGGAAGGAAUGGACCACCACCUCCUUAAGUGCUGAUGGAACCAUUCCCUCCCUAAAGAAUACAAUCAUUACUACCUGAAUCCAACAACAUGUCACCUCACAGGAGGUCUUGACCAAUCAGGAAGAAGUAGACCUAAUAUUCAGAUCACCAUGCUUACAGCUUUGAGGCCCACUUUCUCAUGGCCAACAGACUCAAACUCUUCCCAAAUAACCUUGCUAGACUGUACCUCAGUCAACUAACCAGACCUGCACAGCUGGAGUCCAACUCAGCAAAUCCAGGCAACUUUAUUUGACAGAUGCUUUGAAUAAUCCUCACAGUGGUCCUUCAGAUGGUUUUCUGAUCCAUCUUUCCCUGAGAGGGACUGGGUCACCUUAUACAGGGUUGCCAGAUGGCAAUCCACAGACACAAUAAAAAUAGAAAAAUGACUAUGUUUUGCCACUCUUAUCACCACAGUGAAAUCUUUAAUAAAGGCUCUUACCCAUGUUCAAUCAGUUUUGCUCUUCUUUCUCUAGCAGCACUCUAAGUAUCUUUUCUGUUUCAUCUACCAAAGUUCCUCUAAAAACUAGGGACCCUCCAGGAUUGACAUGCAGAUAGAGGGCAUGCAGCCACAAUUUGAUCUAGGGUCAUUGCCAUCUUCUCAUUACAAGAAGUGACUAAGGAUUCAGUCAAACUGUGUACCAGAUCUUUAAGAACUUCCCCAAACACCCUCUGAAACCAAUAGGUAUCUGGGGCAGACCAAUCAAAUUGUCCUUCCUCCUUGUAGUGGGGAGCAAAUAUUGUAAAGAGAAGAAAAGGUGACCUUGACUGAAAUAUGCAGGAAAUGUUAUCUAGGCAAAAGGAGCUGAAGCAAUUUUUAAGUCUAGAACAACAAGAUAACAUUUGGGAGUGGCUCAGGU
This is a messenger RNA of Python bivittatus (Burmese python), 9428 nucleotides long. RefSeq names its product solute carrier family 4 member 3 (gene SLC4A3). The record is from RefSeq and is a predicted model, not a curated record. Gene Ontology annotation, molecular function: solute:inorganic anion antiporter activity; monoatomic anion transmembrane transporter activity. NCBI's taxonomy places the organism in Eukaryota, Metazoa, Chordata, Lepidosauria, Squamata, Pythonidae. Gene Ontology annotation, cellular component: plasma membrane. Gene Ontology annotation, biological process: transmembrane transport; regulation of intracellular pH; bicarbonate transport.